ACUAUGAAAGAAAUUUCCCAAUUUUUUUUUUCAACGAGUUUGGCAGAAUUCAACAUUUCGCGGUCAAGAAUACCCCUUCCAUCCAGUGACGAUGCCCGCAAAUAAACCACAAAGAAAGAAAGUCAAAUCAACUCCCAAGAAUGUCCUUGGAGAUAGCAGCCAAAAGGACGAGACCGAACGAGAUCUCGAAGCUUUGGUUUUCGGCGGCGAUGCGGACGACAUGUGGAAUAAAGCUGGUCAUGAGUUAAGUGACGAAGAAGCAGAUUUCGACCAAGACGAAGUCGAAGUAUACGACGAGAAUGAUAAUCAGAAGGAAGCAGAUGAUCAACAACUAUUCUAUUUUGACUCUGGACCGAUUGCAACUCCAUCAGAUCAAGCUAAAGAGGACGAGGAGGAAGUCGAUGAGGAAGAUGCCAGUGAAGACGAACAAAUUGAAAGUGACGUCGAAACUGAAGAUACGGAAGAGAGCGAGGAUGAAGUAGAUAGAUUGAAAAGAGUUCAAGUGGACGGUUAUGGCUACGGACGCAAACCAGCAUGGGAGGAUCAAGAUGAUUUUUCACUACAAGUUUCAUUAGUCGACGCUAACCGAACCAAAAAACUGCGAGAAACCGAAGACGAAGAUAUCAUCAGUGGUGUUGAAUAUGAACAGCGACUUCGUCGACAAUUCGAAAAGGUCAAUCCUGUCCCAACAUGGGCCACUAUUCCAUCAUUGCGACAAGCUAAGAAAAGACGCAGUAAGGCUGUUGAAGGAUCAGAUUCAGAAUACUCUGAUGAAGAAGAGGAGCAUUCUGAUUUCGAAGAGGAUGAUGAUGUUCAUAUGAUGCGUAGCACACACGGUAUUUUGGAUAAGCGACGAGCUUCCAGGAAGUUACCACAAAAGGAUCUUUCUAUCAUCCGCUUGAGGAACGCCAAUCAAAUGAAUUAUUCCCAGUCGGUUAUUUCCACUGUUCAAUUCCAUCCAAAUUCUCAAGUUAUGAUGACGGCAGGUUUAGACAAGACGUUACGAUUGUUCCAGAUCGAUGGCAAGGUGAAUCACAAAAUUCAAUCAGUAUACUUUCAAGAUAUGCCCAUCCAUCGAUCGGCGUUCCACCCCGAUGGAGAUCACAUUGUGGCGACGGGUCGCCGCAAAUACUUUUAUAUUUAUGAUGUUCAGAGCGGUUCGGUUGACAAAAGCAGUGGUAUCUGGGGUCGUGAAGACCGGUCUUUGGAACAGUUCUCCAUCAGUCCUUGCGGAAACUACAUUGCUUUCCUUGGUCGUGAUGGUUACAUCAUUUUGAUCAGCUUCAAGACCAAGCAAUGGAUCGCCAACCUGAAAAUGAAUAGCUCUGUCCACAGUGUCGAUUGGUCUGCCGAUGGCAAGUACAUCUGGGGAGUUGGUAUUGACGGCGAAGUAUACCAAUGGGAUGUGGCGCAACGAGCCUGCGUUCACAGAUGGAUGGACGAUGGAGCUUUCAAGCCGUCGGUUAUGGCCGUCAGUCACAAUGAAGACUAUUAUGCUGUCGGUUCCAAAUCCGGCGUGGUCAAUGUGUAUGGAAGAGACGUUUUGCGCACUGAUUUGUUCAACCCGACCCCGCUCAAGGCGUUGGGCAACUUGACUACGCGCAUCAAUGAGAUCAAGUUCAACCACGACUCCCAAUUGAUGGGUAUCUCCAGCAACCGCAAGAAAGACCAAUUCCGCCUUGUUCACUUGCCAUCGCUCACUGUGUUCUCAAAUUGGCCCACUGCUGCUACCCCGUUGUCAUAUGUCUCUAGCUUUGACUUUUCUCCCCGUAGUGGCUAUCUCGCCAUUGGUAACGACAAGGGUCGUGUACUACUUUAUAGACUUAACCAUUACCCUAGCGCAUAGAGGAAGAAAAAGGAGGAGAAAAAAUGUUAUUUAGAUCACUUUUGGUGAACUACUUAGUUUCUUUUUUUUUUUUGUUUUUUCAUCACUCAUUUUUCAUUCUAGUUCCACGGUUUUCACUGUACAUUUUGAUACAUGCUCAUGUUUAAAUACAGCCGAGUUUCAAGCUUGGUCACAUUAAUUUGAAAAAUAAGUCUUCAUUGUUCAAAUGGCUGAACAGGUCCUGCUAAGGUUCGUCGAGCUGCGCGAAGUUUCGCUGAUCGACUUCUAGAGUUUGCUUCCACC
Molecule: messenger RNA, 2128 nt
Organism: Umbelopsis ramanniana AG
Lineage: Eukaryota; Fungi; Mucoromycota; Umbelopsidomycetes; Umbelopsidales; Umbelopsidaceae
Exons: 5
Coding region: 92-1846 (584 amino acids)
Biological process (GO): rRNA processing
Cellular component (GO): small-subunit processome; Pwp2p-containing subcomplex of 90S preribosome
Molecular function (GO): protein binding
Source: RefSeq, a predicted model, not a curated record